UAUAUUUUAUUUUAUAUUUUUUGUUUUGUUUUGGGGGUAAAGCGUCAACCGACAGAUUAAUAGUCCAGAAGGUGGCGGUAAUGCACCAAUUAUAUGGAUGCCAACCGCCGUUAAAAAAAGAAGAAGAAGAAGCGUCAACACGGAAUGACGCACAUCCUUGGCGCACAGCGCUGCUAACGCUAAGCAAAGCCAACGGCAGGCUGCGCGUGUCGUAGGUCUCGCUGUAUGACGUCUUAUCCGCGGUUAAAUAGUCCUGGACCGCGUAGAAGGCCUCGCUAACAUCGUCGCGUAUCUGUCUGGGAUGUAUGGAUGGAUAGUUGACGGAAUAUCGUCGCUGUUUGAGCCCGUUACGGGGCCAAAGCCCACCGACUGGCCCGGGAACGGGAACGGUAACGUUGACGACGAGGGACCCGCGCGAGCUGGCGAGCGAGCGCGAGCGCGAGCGCGACUGCAGGAGAACCACAGCAGAGCCGCGAAAAGGAACUACCAGAGUGUUGAUGUUGCAGACGGUGUUUGCCAGAGUGACCAGUUGGAGGUGAAGAGACGGAGGCGAGAUGUAGUCGUCAGCUUUGUGAAGAAGACGGUGGCCGGGGUAGCAAACCUGCUCAGGCUGCGCAACCCGCUGACGACCAGGUGUGACGACCCCAGACAUUAUGAAGACGCGCAGCCUGUUACUCUGAUGGGGAUAGAUGAGCUCCACACCUCUAGGCUGAACAGUACCGAGUGGAGAAUGAGUAAACCAGUAGUCGUUGUGAAUGAGCGGAGUGGGAAGAAUCCCUUUCAGAGCUCCUCGUCUCCUUUAAUGAGGAAAUACAGCGGGGCGGGGCUGUCUGCAGGGCUCCCCGACAGGGGGAAGGACCGGGAGAGGAGAGGCUCCCUGCAGCUGCUGCCCUCCAGACCUGCUGUGAGGGUGGGAACCGCCAACCCCGAUCCAGCCUGUAACGGCGCUGCUCACCACCGCUGCUACAAGCCCAGUCUGACUGUGGAAGAGGCCAUAAAGCAGAACAAUAAGGAGCACUACAGGCGCUUGCUGGAGAUGGUGUCGGAACGGUACAGCAAAAGCCAACCACUACCUUUCAACCAAACGAAACCGCACGAGGAGUUGCUGUCACAGGUUGAUCACAAAACUGCUGCUUCAGGAAAAGCCUUUGAAUCCGUGUCCAGGAAGACGGGAUACACGGCUUCCUCAAAUAUGUUCACGUGGAGAAAUGCAUCUGCACCCAAGGACAGGUGGGGGAGCUUGACCUUCAGUAAAACCUUCAGUGGAGCCCUUGAGGACGCGAAGCCUGUUCGAUGUGCAACGCAGAAACCGGCCGCCGAUUUGGACCUUUCUACAGAAGUAGCGACUCGCCUCAAUCUCGUGGACAGAGAGACUCCUGAUGUCAGUCGCCCGGACGCACACAUGGCAUACGCCUGGCACGGCGACGAGGACACGCCCAGGCUGACCAAGGAGAUGGCGGCGGAGGUGAGCUGCGCUCUGGCGCACAGCGAUCCCAACCGUGUUCUCAGUGCCGCCUUCAAACUACGCAUCACGCAGAGAGACCUGGCCACGGUGCAGGAGGGUGGCUGGAUCAACGAUGAGGUGAUUAACUUCUACCUGUCCCUGGUCAUGGAGCGAUGUUCCAGUGAAGCAGCAGGGUUGAAAAUCUACUCGUUUAGCACCUUCUUCUUCCCGAAGCUGCGAGGCGGGGGCGGCGGGCCGGCUGGAGGAUACCCAGCUGUGAAGCGCUGGACCAAGGCUGUCGACCUUUUCCUCUACGACCUCGUCCUGGUCCCGCUGCACCUGGGCGUCCACUGGGCCAUGGCGGUAAUUGAUUUCAAGUCGAGGACAGUGAUGUCAUAUGACUCGAUGGGACAGAGACACGAUGACGUCUGUAGUCUUUUACUACUCUACCUUAAAGAGGAGCACCGAUCAAAGAGAGGCAGAGAGCUCGACAGCCCCAAGUGGACUGUUGGAAGCUUGCGGGCCACUGAGAUUCCCCAGCAGAGAAAUGGCAGUGACUGCGGCAUUUUUGUCUGUAAAUAUGCUGACUAUAUCGCAAAAGGAAGGCCUCUCACCUUUAAACAGUGCCACAUGCCUCUCUUCAGGAAACUGAUGAUUUGGGAAAUCCUCAAUCAGAAACUGCAAUAGAGGAUCAAAACAAUCUAAAAGAGCAACAGGGACUCUCUCCAUGGAGUAACGUCUGUGUACAGUAACGACACGGGGAAAGAAAAGCGUGGCUGGGCCAAUGAAGUGGACUCAACCGACUGGAAUCUAACUCACUGUUGCAGUUCUGGUCUGGAGAAAUGAUAACACGAGUCUUAAAAAGAACAUAUUGACACUUUGUAAUCUCUGAGUUGUAAUUGGAGACAUUACUGGGAAGGAAGAAUGUGUAUGUAUUGCAAAAGCUUUGGCACUACUGAUUGGCUUUUUUUUUUAGUGACUUUUUUUGACUCUUGGUUCUUCUGUUUGAAGUUCUGCCUGAAGUGCCUUCAGCCCUUUUAACACUGAGCUCAACUUGGAGCACGCUUUUGCAUAUUUGGGCAAAUCGCUUGGUCACAUACAACUCAAAAGCCUGGCUCAUGAUUUGUUGGAUUGGAUUGUUGCAGUGCUAUUUUCCCAACUAACUACUAUGCUAUUUAGUUAUUAAUUUCAAUUUCUGUGAAAUAUACAAUACAAAUCUAAAUGCCUCCUUUCCAGUCCCCUUUUGAGAGAAAUCCUGCAUGGUUGAAUGCCUGUUGUAUAUUUUUGUUGUGAUUAUUGAUGACUUUACUGGAUAAGAAAGGGUUUGGGGAUAUGUUUGUCAUGUUUUUCUCUUUGAGUAGAGCAUUAAAAGUUGUCUUCCCACAUGUAAUUUAA
Messenger RNA from Pseudoliparis swirei, 2839 nucleotides. It is a transcript of the gene senp2, whose product is annotated as SUMO specific peptidase 2. Gene Ontology annotation, biological process: protein desumoylation. The coding region runs from base 302 to 2131 and encodes 609 amino acids. Gene Ontology annotation, molecular function: deSUMOylase activity. The record is from RefSeq and is a predicted model, not a curated record. Gene Ontology annotation, cellular component: nucleus. The transcript has 17 exons. Lineage: Eukaryota; Metazoa; Chordata; Actinopteri; Perciformes; Liparidae.